AUGACUCCCAAUCUCAUGUUCGCCACGUCCAUCAUCAUCUACCUGUCGUCCUUCAUGGGCAUGCUGGGCAACUUGAUCGUCCUGUUUGCCUUCAUCAGCAACGCCAUCCGGCACAGGUCGCUCCAGCCGCUGGACCGCAUCAUCGUCAACAUGGCUCUGGUGAACCUCUUCCUCUGCUGCUACAAGGCCAUUCCUGGGCUCCUCAUCGUGAGCAGCACCAAUGUUUUUGGUGAGCUGGGCUGCAGGAUCCUGCUGUAUACGUACCACACUUUGAGACUGAUCAGCAUCUGGUCCGUAGAGAACCUGAGCUUCCUCCACCUGAUCAAGAUCCGAAGGCCCAACCACCAAUGGUCAAAAUUCAUCUACAGGCACCAAGGGGAAUACGUCAACAUCACCCUCGCGGGCUGCUGGGUAUUCAGUAUCGUCUUGCAGAUCCCUUACAUGCUGUACGAGAAGACGGCUGAUGGGAGGAACAAGACGAUAGCUUUCCUGGCCACCUCCACGUGCUUGAGAUCCACGGAGAGCUUCGCCAUGAAGUUCACCACAUAUGCCUCGGUCAGCUUGGACUUCGUCUUCAUCAUUCUGGUCGUCAUCCUCAACGGCUUCAUCAUUGACCUCCUCUGGAAGCACAGCCGGAAAGUGAAGGCCGCUUCCGCGGUCACCAACAGUGGCUGGAACAAACACACGGCCCAGGCCACGAAAGUCUUGCUCUCACUUCUCUCCAUCUACGUGGUCUGCUGGAUCUCCAACGACGUCGUGUGGAUUGCCAUUGCCUCGGGGUACAUCAAGAACAGCUUUGAAAACAGCAUCCUCAACGCUCUCUACAGCAUCCUGUCUUCCGUUUAUUACUCAACCAGUUCAUUCGUUGUGGUGCUGGGUUAUAGAAAAGUCCGGGAGUACCUGAUGGAAGCCUGCUGGUGCUUGAGGUGUGAGAGACCCACCAUGGUUCAGAGAAUGACCUAG
Molecule: messenger RNA, 963 nt
Organism: Euleptes europaea (tarantolino)
Lineage: Eukaryota; Metazoa; Chordata; Lepidosauria; Squamata; Sphaerodactylidae
Product: vomeronasal type-1 receptor 92-like
Exons: 1
Coding region: 1-963 (320 amino acids)
Biological process (GO): G protein-coupled receptor signaling pathway
Cellular component (GO): membrane
Molecular function (GO): pheromone receptor activity
Source: RefSeq, a predicted model, not a curated record